Messenger RNA from Centruroides sculpturatus (bark scorpion), 1543 nucleotides. RefSeq names its product lysosomal aspartic protease-like. Lineage: Eukaryota; Metazoa; Arthropoda; Arachnida; Scorpiones; Buthidae. Gene Ontology annotation, molecular function: aspartic-type endopeptidase activity. The record is from RefSeq and is a predicted model, not a curated record. The coding region runs from base 127 to 1299 and encodes 390 amino acids. Gene Ontology annotation, biological process: proteolysis. The transcript has a single exon.
UACCUCAAGAGAGGGGUGAUUAUUUGUAAUCGAGUCACCUGACGGUCACAAGACUCUUAAUCAACUUCUAGUUUAUAUAAAUAGAUAAGAAAUACUCGGCUUUUGUUUGCUUCAGAAAGACAAAGGAUGAAGUCGUCAAUUCUGUUCCUUUUUGUUUGUCUAACGCUAAGCACUUGCGAGAAUUUAGUCCGAAUUCCGCUUUAUCGAUUUAAAUCGGUCCGACGUCAUCUUCACGAAGUUGGUACACCAAUCAAAAUCGUCAAAAAUGAGCGUUAUUUCGGCGUAAAUGGGCCCUUUCCCGAACCUCUGUCCAACUAUUUAGAUGCCCAGUAUUAUGGACCCAUUACAAUUGGCACUCCGCCUCAGAAUUUUAAGGUUGUUUUCGACACCGGUUCGUCGAAUUUAUGGGUCCCCUCUAAGCAGUGUAAAUGGACCAACAUUGCUUGUUUGAUCCACAAUAAGUACGACCAUACAAAGUCCUCGACCUAUCAGAAGAAUGGAACCUCGUUUAAAAUUCGCUAUGGGAGCGGUAGCAUGACCGGUUUCUUGAGCACGGACACUGUGGCCAUCGACCAGAUACCGGUCAAGCACCAGACCUUUGCCGAAGCCGUGACGGAGCCGGGAUUGACCUUUAUCGCUGCCAAGUUCGAUGGUAUACUUGGUCUGGGUUUUGACAACAUUGCCGUCGACGGAGUGACUCCGGUGUUUACCAACAUGGUGAGGCAAAAGUUGGUAGACAGACCCGUUUUUAGUUUCUACCUCAACAGGAAUCCCGAUGCCAGCAUCGGAGGGGAAAUUAUCUUUGGCGGAAGUGAUCCCAAACAUUACAAAGGUAACUUUACUUAUGUUCCUGUCACAAGAAAAGGAUAUUGGCAGUUUAAGAUGGAUGGAGUAUCUGUCGGCUCUAGUAACGGAAAGUACUGCGUCGGCGGUUGUCAAGCCAUUGCUGACACUGGUACCUCGUUGAUUGCCGGUCCCACCGAUGAAAUUACAAAGCUUAAUAAGGAAAUAGGAGCUACGCCCCUGGCGGCUGGCGAAUACAUGAUCGAUUGCGAUUUGAUUCCUAAAUUACCCGUCGUAAAUUUUGUUUUGGGUGGAAGGAGCUAUCCUCUUCAAGGAUCUGACUACACGAUGAAGAUAUCUCAAUUUGGACAGACUGUCUGCAUCAGUGGAUUUAUGGGCCUGGAUGUUCCUAAACCUAUGGGACCUUUGUGGAUUCUCGGCGAUGUUUUCAUCGGGCGUUACUACACCGAAUUCGAUUACGGCAAUGCUCAAAUAGGAUUAGCCGAGACGGUAUAAAAUAAAUUUCAUCUUUUGUUUUACGGUUACAAUUGCUUAAUCUUUUUGUAAUUGUAAAAUAUUUGCUAAUUAUUAAAACAUGUAGCUUAAUUGUAUAAGUGAUAAAACCUUUGGAAUGUAAUUUAUUAUUAUAAACAAUCUAGUUUGUAUAUCUGACAACACCACUACUAGACGUUGGACUCCGAACUUAUUCUACUUUGGACUGUUUUUUUUUUUAAAUUCACAAGUUGAGAUAAUUGUUUGU